Molecule: messenger RNA, 449 nt
Organism: Varanus komodoensis (Komodo dragon)
Lineage: Eukaryota; Metazoa; Chordata; Lepidosauria; Squamata; Varanidae
Product: cyclin-dependent kinase 4 inhibitor B-like
Exons: 2
Coding region: 60-449 (129 amino acids)
Biological process (GO): regulation of cyclin-dependent protein serine/threonine kinase activity; negative regulation of cell population proliferation
Cellular component (GO): nucleus
Molecular function (GO): protein kinase binding; cyclin-dependent protein serine/threonine kinase inhibitor activity
Source: RefSeq, a predicted model, not a curated record
AGAGCGAAAGUGCCGCCGGACCGAGAGCUGCAGCCGUCGCAAAUGCCGCUGGAGUCCCCAUGGAUCCCUGUGGGAACAACGACCUGCUAGCGAACGCCGCUGCUCGGGGGGACACGGGAGCCGUGGAAAGGCUGCUGGACAGCGGCGCCGACCCCAACGCUCUGAAUUCCUUCGGCAGGACCCCGCUCCAGGUCAUGAUGAUGGGGAACCCCAGAGUGGCAGAACUGCUGCUGCAGAGAGGAGCAGACCCCAACCGGCCAGACCCCUCCACCGGCUGCCUGCCGGCUCACGACGUGGCCUGCGAAGGGUUCCUGGACACCCUGCAGGUGCUGCAUGGAGGUGGGGCUCGGUUCGACCUGCCCAACCAUCAAGGCCGCCUCCCGAUCGACCUGGCCAAGAAUGGGGGCCAUUUCUUUGUGGUCCAUUACCUCCAAGAGCUGUCUGGCUGA